Molecule: messenger RNA, 1098 nt
Organism: Penicillium daleae
Lineage: Eukaryota; Fungi; Ascomycota; Eurotiomycetes; Eurotiales; Aspergillaceae
Exons: 1
Coding region: 1-1098 (365 amino acids)
Source: RefSeq, a predicted model, not a curated record
AUGCAGAUUGUCUACGCAGUUAGUGCCGCCUUCGAUAUCGCCACAACAAGCACGAUCCUAGUCGAUGACAGGCUCGAUCAAUGUGACGAACGCGCUGGCUGUCCCACGUGGCACACUCGCCAUGCGGUGACAUUCCCUACUGAUACUGGUGUUUUGUUUGCAAUUGGCAAACGAGCGUUGCGUUUCCUGGUGCCGGACAGCCAUCCGUUCAAGUGGAAAAUACUUAGUCUUUACGACGACUACCAAGAUUACUGUUUGAGUUACCUGUCGGUUGCUGGUGCUCGUUUGCAAAGGGCCUCUAGUGAAGAUAUCCGGCAGAAGCUGUUCUAUUCCGUGGAUAGUGUUACUCCUGAAACAUAUCGGGCCUUCUCGUGGAUGCGCUCAGGAUAUUACAAUACCGUGAUGCGAGAGGCGUGUCGGCUACUAGCAUGCUAUAGCAGCGUUAUCGCCACUAAAAGUCAUAGACAACUCUACUUCGAUGUCAUCGCUCGUGGAAACGGGGUGAUGUGUGUUCUAGAUGACAUUCGUGACUCAAGGGCACUCAAUAUUGAACUGCCGAAUCGAAGCAUCCGUGGGCCAUUAGACGAGUAUUUGCAAUAUGUCAAGCCCGAGAUGAUGCUCGACUUUCUCCCCGGAGAAACACAUCAAACAUUCUUGUUGGCGUCUUUGGAACUUGCACGAGGAGAGAGCAAAGCGAUGACUCUGGGGGAAGAUGAGAAGUCAGAAAUAUUUGCUAUACUCGUGGAUUGCUACUGGCCCAAGGAGCAGGGCCUGGAGGAAGAUCCUAAGGUCAAGGAAUCGAGAAUUCGUCGUCUCUGCGCUAUGUUCCUGAAGUAUAACCUGCUUAAAUAUCUCAAAGAACAUGUGAUGUCUAGGGCGCUCAACGAAUAUUUCGUCGCAAACCACCAAGCUGUGGAUGUGCUCAAGAUGCCAUCGGAUAUGUUGUCCUAUCCAAUUGGAGCUAUGCUCUGCGAGGAGACGGAUACUCGACCAGAUCAUGUGGCGGCAGCUGCUCGUGAAAUUAUGGCGACACCAAACUCGAAAAUGAAUGAGGAAGCAAAGUUUCAGCGGAUGUUAUGCCUUUUUCAAGAUAUAUGA